Molecule: messenger RNA, 1080 nt
Organism: Cryptosporidium muris RN66
Lineage: Eukaryota; Apicomplexa; Conoidasida; Eucoccidiorida; Cryptosporidiidae
Exons: 1
Coding region: 1-1080 (359 amino acids)
Biological process (GO): intracellular transport
Cellular component (GO): nuclear pore; cytoplasm
Molecular function (GO): GTPase activator activity
Source: RefSeq, a predicted model, not a curated record
AUGUCUAAGCGACAGGCUGACUUCCAACUUACGAGUUUAAAUGUCGAAACAGAUAAUAAAAGUAAUUAUGAUUCAGAGGGAAUUAAUAUAAAUUCUGAAGUAACUCAGGAAGAUGAUAUAUCAAAACGAAAAAUACUUCGUUUAAAAAAAAGAGAUAGAGAACUUCCUGAGGUAAAUCUGACUACAGAACAUAUUGUUAAGGGAAAAUCGGAAAUUACUAAUAAUAUAAAAGAAUCUGAUAGUACUGAAUGUACUGUUAAUAAUGAGGAUAAUAAAAUAGAGGAGAAACUAAAACCUUCAGAUGAACCUAAUCAUACUUUAGACAAUACUAUAAAAGAAACACCUACAACUAAUUAUAUAUCUCCAAAGUCUAGUGAUUUAAAUAACAAUAAUGAUAAUAUAUAUGGUGAGACUGAUAAGGAAAGUUUACCUUUUGGUAAUAAUGGAUUUUGUACUAACUUUACCAAUCCAUUUAUAACAUUAGCAAAAGGUGAAGGUAACUUCUUAUUUUCCAAUGACUCAAAGCCGAUAAAUGUUUCUAUUUCUGUUGAUCAAAAUGUAAAUAGUGAACUAUAUCAAAAUUCACUUGAUAAUAAUGAAAUUGAUGAGAUUGGUCAAAAAGAUAUACAAGACUUAGAUGAUGAAAAAGUAUUACGUAAACUCUUUACUGGUGAGGAAGAUGAAGAAAAUAUUUAUAGAUGUAAAGAUGUGGAGCUAUUUAUUUUAACAGAGAAUGAAUAUAAUACAAAAGCAUUCAAAAAAAAAGGGGUUGGUAUUUUACAUCUAAAUAAGCCUAAAAGUGAUCAACCUAAAAGUGAUAAACUUAAAACCACAAUAUCUUUUAAACAACCCCGAAUUAUAUUUAGACAGAAAGGCAUAUAUUCAGUACUAUUAAAUUCACCAAUAACUUGUGAAAUAGCACAUACAUUUCGUAAAAGUCAACACAUAACAAAAGGUUUUGCAAUAAGCUUUAUAGCUUAUAAAGAAGAUUCUUCCAUUAUAUCUUGUAUGAUCAGAUUUACAAAGGAAAGUGAUGCAGAUAACUUUUUAAGUAAAAUAAAGACAUUGACAGAUUCAUAA